Molecule: messenger RNA, 2682 nt
Organism: Rhipicephalus microplus (southern cattle tick)
Lineage: Eukaryota; Metazoa; Arthropoda; Arachnida; Ixodida; Ixodidae
Gene: cpo
Product: RNA-binding protein
Molecular function (GO): RNA binding
Source: RefSeq, a predicted model, not a curated record
UGACGUGAAUUAAAGAAGGCGAAGAAUGAGGCAACAAUAAGAAACAACAAAAAACAUUACGAAAGGCGCAAGCCACGGCCCAGCGAACAGCGACGCUGGGCACAUGGGCGGCGAGCGAGAAGCCGGCGGCUAGCAGUUGUUGCGAGGAGAGCAUCUAAGGAGAGUUGCCGUCGGCGCGGGCGGACUCGUGAAAGCGCAAGGCACGUCAGCCGCAGGUGUGCGCGCCUCCAGCGACAAGCAGACCCCGGCCCCUGAGCCGCCGCGCGCGCGCGCUCGCGCCCCACGACGCUGUGCUGCUGCCUUCGUUGCCCAUCGAGGCGCGUCUCCCCAUGCGCGCAGUUAGGCCUAGCUAGAAGAACGCCGCCGCACGAGACCACGACGACACACGGCCGGAUUACGAGAGGCGAGCACAGCGGCGCACCACGUCGUCCCCCAUGUCCGUGGCCAACACCGAGAGCUCGAUGACUCUGAGCCAGAGCAUGGAUUCCGUCAACACGGUCGCCGAAGAAGAGGUGCGAACUCUCUUCGUGAGUGGCCUUCCCAUGGAUGCAAAGCCCAGGGAACUCUAUCUACUAUUCCGUGCCUAUAAGGGAUACGAGGGAUCUCUUCUGAAAGUAACACAAAAGAAUGGAAAGACAUCUUCGCCAGUAGGUUUCGUAACGUUUUCUUCAAGAGCUGGAGCAGAAGCUGCCAAGCAGGAGCUUCAGCAGGGCGUGCGGUUCGACCCCGACCUUCCACAGACCAUCCGGCUCGAGUUCGCCAAGAGCAACACAAAGGUUAGCAAACCGAAACAGCAGUCUCCUCCCGCCGCGGCCACGCACCCGACACUCCUGCACCCUAUCACGGGACAAGAAAUCAGCGCUGCCCUGCUGCCGGGGACCCACGACGGCUGGCCGCACCACCCUCUCUCCUACGCCGAAGUGCCCGUCACCACUACCCUGCACACUGCGGCUCUCAUGCAUCCAGCCCUCCAUGCGCAGCUGCCCCCUCCGCUGACGGUGCCGCACCCCCUGUCACACGCGGCGCUGGCUGGUAGCGCGGCCGCGAUUCACGCGACCAUGCCGCCCCCGCACUUGGUUGCCAGCCCGGCGCUUGCGUCACCCGUCGGCUCCACCUCGUCUUCGGCUGCCGCAGCAGCGGGAACGCCACCCUGCUCCACGCUGUUCGUGGCAAACUUGGGACAGUUCGUCUCCGAACAGGAGCUCAAGGACCUCUUCGGAAGUUUCCCGGGUUUUUGCCGCUUGCGUAUGCACAAUAAAGGUGGCGCUCCCGUAGCUUUUGUCGAAUAUCAAGACGUCCGCCUUGCAACACAUGCUAUGAAUGCCUUGCAGGGCUGUGUACUGUUCUCCUCAGAUCGAGGUGGAGUCCGCAUUGAAUUCGCCAAAAACAAGAUGGGAGAGGUAUCCCGUGAAUGAUGAUCUGGAACAGUCGAGAAAACGCUUCAAGUUUCCUUAGGAUGAAUCUCGGUGUGUGCUCGAGGGGUGUACACAGCAUGCUGCAAUGCAAGCAACCAAAGGCUUGGAUGAUAUUUUCAGUACACUGCAUUAAUUGCGUUUCCCGCGGGAGACGCACAAAUAGUUUGUGAUGAAAAAAAAGAGUUAUUUAGGCAAGCGAUGAGUGUUUAGUGAAUGUCAUUGUUUUUUUUCCUAUCAUUUUUCUUUGUAUAACGCGACUAUCUAAUUGUCUUGCUAACCUUAAUGUGCUUCGGCGAAUCGCCACAUCGCUGCUUCUAUCCGUGUGAGACGAUGAUACUGUGUCGGUGUGAUAGAUGAGUCUAUUAUAGAUUAGUCUUUGUGCGCAGAGCGCUAGGUUGGCUGCCAUCAGAGAGCCCUGCUAUACUCUGAAAUAUUGUUUUUCAGAAUGUACGAGUGCGCAAUUUGUGUUUCUUUAUAGCGUUUCUUUUUUGUUGUUUUAAGAGAAGUCUGCAAGCUGUCUUUUAUGAUACAGUGCGUCCCGAAAUUUCGUGCUUACCUUUGUCGUGGUUGUGCCAUGCGUUGAAUCAUCCUUUGCUCGAAAAAAAAAAAGCUGCGGAGAACAGAUAUUUGUGAACUCUGCAGGAUACUCCUAAGUACGGAUAGCUAACGGAGCUAUCGCGAGUACAUGUUGACACCAAAGAGACAGCUUUCUGAACCGAAAUAAACAGAAAACAAGGAAAAUUGGGUUCACAAUGUUGUACUAGUCACAGUGUACAAAGAAAAAACUGUAACCACUAUUUAUAGCGAGGCGAUUUUUAUCCUGUGUGUCAUUAGGGUAUAUCCUAAAUUUACAGCCUAAUUUAUAUAAAUAGUAGUGUGAGUUUUUAUUGUGCUAGCGCCCGAACUCGGAUGCGGACUGUGUUUAAAAAUACUACUGUGGACAAGGAAAACGUAACUAUAGGUUUCAGUAACAUACCUUGCUUCAGAGAUGUAUUUAUGUGAGGCAGACACAUUCCCAGUGACCUCUGAAUCCAACUGACCUUGUGUAUUUUUUAAAACUCAUUACUAAUGCCUUUUCUCUAUCAAUAAUCAUUUGAUUUUCAUUACUUUUGGAUCGUGCCGAUAAGUUUUGUUUUGUUAUGUAAUUUACAAGUGCUAUUUUUUUUCAUUCAUAACCAAUGAAUAUGCUACCAGUAGUUCUGACCAUUUCUUUGCAUGAUUAUUCUGUACUGUAUUUUUUGUUACUAAAGCUAUUUAAUUACAUAAC